Molecule: messenger RNA, 3064 nt
Organism: Mya arenaria
Lineage: Eukaryota; Metazoa; Mollusca; Bivalvia; Myida; Myidae
Product: heat shock 70 kDa protein 12B-like
Exons: 7
Coding region: 107-1249 (380 amino acids)
Source: RefSeq, a predicted model, not a curated record
UGAAUAUUACACACCUACCCGUAUAAGAAAAUGAAGGAUAUUGCACUGAGUUUGAUUUUGAGCAAAGAAAAAGUGUGUAUUCAAUACACAAUUAAACGGAAAAAAGAUGAGUGAAACGAGAAUAAAUGAAAUAAUUGUUGCGGCGAUAGAUUUUGGAACGACAUUUUCUGGUUACGCCUACUCUUAUAGGGAGGAGUACUUACGAGAUCCACUUCAGAUAUAUUCAAAUCGCUGGGAUGGCCAGAUUCUUCCGCAAGCCCCUACUGUGCUACUGUUCAACAGUGAAAAGACGGAAUCUUACUUCGGAUUUGAGGCGGAAGAGAAAUACGAUGGACUAAUAAAAAGAAAAGAACAUAAAGACUGGCGAUAUUUUCAAAGGUUCAAAAUGGAUCUUCACAGAGAGAAAAAACUCACACGGAAAAUGACUAUAAAAGAUGCACAAGGGAGAAAUAUGCCUGCGGUGGAAGUUUUUGCCGCUGCCAUUAGACAUUUGAAGAAUCAUUUUAUGGAGCAGGCUAAGCUGAGGGUAAAAAUCCAGGAGAAUGAAGUUCGUUGGGUGAUCACCGUCCCUGCUAUCUGGAGUGAUGAUGCCAAAGAAUUCAUGGUUGUGGCGGCAGAAAUGGCUGGAAUAAAAGAAGAUAAAUUAUCACUUGCAUACGAACCAGAAGCUGCGGCUAUCUACUGCAAACAUAUGAGACUUGCAAAGCUUAGAGAGCCAGGAAAAGAUGCAACAAUUCAAGCGUUUCCUACGGGACUAAAGUUUCUUGUUCUUGAUCUUGGAGGAGCUGUCUUAUAUGGAUUCAACCCAUCAGUCAUAUCAACCCGGAAAUCAAAAUACUCUUAUGGAAUUAGUACAUCGGCUCCGUUUGUUGAAGAACUUCAUCCGUUGUCACAUAGGGUGCAAAGAGAUGGGUCCAACCAAUGUGAAGACAUAUUCAAGGUCUUUGUUAAGAAAGGUGAGGAAGUGAUCCCUGGACAAACAACGGCUACUCACGAGUUCAACCCCUCUCCGCUUACUAGAGAGAAUCAAACUAUUGAAGUUUAUAAGUCAGAGGAAGACGAACCACCAAAGUUUGUUACAGAAUGUCAGAAAGUCGGGCUUGUGUGUUUUACUGUUCCCGAUAGUGACUUUGAUGUAACGACUGUCAGAGUAGACAUGAAGUUUGGAGGUACACAGAUGACCGUUUCCGCAGUCGUAAAUGGGCCGAAUGGAAGUAAAUCAGUGGAAGCCUUUUUUGAUUGGCUAUAAUACACAUUUCCUUUCAGUGGAUAAGAUAGCGUAGUAUAAUUAGUGUGAUAAUUUGAUUGUAAUAUUGUAGUCAUUGUAUAUGAUUCAAAUCGUUGUAUGAAGCUUGGAUACGAAGAUUCUGUGUUACCAAACAUUGUGUGAAAACUACAAAAAGUUCCAGUGCUCAACUGAUGGUAUGCUCUUGUUCAACUAUAAAAAAAGAUAAUUGGCAUCAAGUUUAUAAACAGUAUGCCUAAUAGAUUUACUACAGGAUUGUACUUUUUAAAUUGAAGGAAAACAUUUGAAUAGUUUAAACUGUCAGUUGAAAGUUCUCGCGCAGCAAUCAUUGCAAACUGGUAUUUUGGUAAGAGGCCUGCGACACUAUCCACCUUGUGUACGGCCGGCUAAAACAGGAAGGAAUCCUGGUCGUUUUCGGACUCUUAACGCCGUACUCCAAAUAUCAUCUACUGCAAACAAAAAACAACAAUUAUACAAUUAAUACCAAUCAUCAUACAGAUGUAACUACUCUACUUUUUCAACACUUAAACAUCUUGUGAUUGUGUUAGAAGACACAUAUAUAAUGAUAUUUAUAAUAUACAUUUUCUCCUUGAUGUAUACAUUAUAUAUUUUUACUGUUUUGAUUUGGGGUUUUGGGCAUAAGAUUGUUACAUACAUUGUAUAAUUUACAUUGUUUAGCAUAUUGCUAAAUUCUCUACUGAAACAAACUUGUUAUUGAGGUAGACUCAAUGAAUUACUUGGAUUUUAUUUAAACCCUGGAUAUAAAGGCAACAUUUUGAAGAGUACUUGCCUUCUAGUUUUUGAAGAUGAAUUCCUAAAACAAAUUAUAGUGUUGAAUAUAGCAUCCUUACAUAACUAAGCUUUCAGUUCCUUGAUUUUAUGAAAAGUUUGCUAAUUCAUGUUAUCUUUAAAACCGUUUUUGGUUGACUCGGAGUGUUUUGGCAUGUGAAGUCAUUUUCUUCAAAUAUUUUACAUAGGUGAUCAUUUGGAAGAAAAAAUAAGCUAAUAUAUGUCGCUUUAAUUUUUAAUAAUGUUUUCUUUAUUUGUUCCCAGUUUUAGUUCAAUGAUGCUUUUUAUUACGAAACUCUAUGAUCACACAGUUUUAAACCUUUUAUUUUAUAAGGCAGACUGUGUGUGAUGCUUAUAGUUUCAAACAAUGACUGCAUGGUAUCUUUGAAAAGUUUUUGUAUUAGGUGCUUUGAAUUGUAUUCCUCCGUCUGCAAAUAGAGUUUGGAUCUCUACUCAUAAAAGCACUAAGGGUUUACCUGUUAGUUUAUUAUUAUUUGUUUUAUUGUUAAGUUUCCUCAAGUUAAUUCAUACUUUGAUAAGAUUUACCUUUAGCGUUUUUUUUUCUUUAUUUAGGAUAAUUGGGAUAAGGGUAAGGUUUGUGCACUUAUACUGGUUUAACUCCCCAGUACAUUUACAUUUUACUGACCGUUCCAAGGCGGUACCAAACAAUCCUUGAUAAACAUACCUAGUUUUUUUUUAUAUAAAGUAUGUAUGCAAUGUGCUGUUUGUGUAGUUUUGUGCUGUUCUUCCAUGAUUCUUGUUUGUGAUCUUUUGGUUUUUAUGUUUUAUGUCUUUGGCGUUUGACCAGUUUCAAUAAACCGGGUUUAUAUUUAAACGUUUGCUACUGAGCUUGUUUCUGUAGUUUUUCGCAUAACUAUUGUACCGAGAUACAAGACUUAAACACUUAACGUCGAGAACACAGUUUGACCAUUCAGUGUAAGAGACGCUUGUAAAUUACACAUCAACGUUUUGAACUUGUUUGAAUGAUAUGUCAACAACUAUGCAAGUCGUAUGAUUUUUAAUAUGUAU